This is a messenger RNA of Plenodomus lingam JN3, 408 nucleotides long. NCBI's taxonomy places the organism in Eukaryota, Fungi, Ascomycota, Dothideomycetes, Pleosporales, Leptosphaeriaceae. The record is from RefSeq and is a predicted model, not a curated record.
AUGCCCCCCAUUGUCUUAUCCUCCCUGACAGUGAAUGGCCUGCCUGCGAGCACAAAUAGCGGCCCGGACAUCAAGAGCAAUCUCGCAUGCGACAUUUACCAUGCCGCCGGUCGCACGAGUGUCCUAUCGCUCCCCUAUCCGUGUUGGGUGAUGCGAAGAACAAUAUGUCUUCCCCAGUUGUGCCGAGCAGGGCACGCUGAUAACGUGAGGAGCCGUGAUAGGCCCACCGAACCUCGAGGUCACGGGGCCAGUCUGGGCAACUGGUCACCCAAACCGGGCAACGCCGCCUUUGCUGCACAUGCAUUUGACCCCCGUCACAGACAUAACAUGACCCCCAUCUUCACAAACAUCAAAAGGUCCAACGAACUGUGGUUGUCCAGGCCAUUUCAUUCGACAUGGCAAGACUAG